AUGGGAGCACUUCGUGAAUAUCCUCUGCUGGGUAUGGAAAGUGACUUUCUGGAUGCUGCUCCACGGCGGCUCCACACCGAAGCGCACGAUAGCUGGCAGACAGCAAUCGCAGCCUUCGACCAAGAGGUCAUGGAGAUGGUUUCUGUGCCGGAGCGAGACCGGCUGGCCUACAAUGAGCUGGUGCAGAUGGCCUCUCGCGAGCGCAUUGCUGCGCUACAGAGCCGGCUCCAGAAGCACCAUAAGCAGUCAGCAGCACCACCUGUUUCGGUUCCAGGACUUCUGCUAGCUCGUGAUAAGGUCAAGCUUCGGAUCGUGAGUGCAUAUCCAGGAGCCCCUGCGAUUGCUGCUGCUGGGGGAAUGUUUGUCGCAGGCAAUGCUACCGCUGUACCGGAGACCCAGAUCGAUGAGCCCUUCAACCCACGACGUGCACUGUCGUUCGACAGUGCUUGGAGGGCGGACGACAUGAUGGAAUCCCCGACCCUGCCUGGGCCCGCAGCUGCCGAGGCGUUGAAUCCACCGCCUGGAACCACUGAGACUGCCGAGCCAAAGCCCAACCCCAACAAGUCAUGCGGCCGUGAGAAGACCAGCCCGAAAAAAACAACCAGCCCGAAGAAGACCAACCCGAAGAAGACCAGCCCAAAGAAGACCAGCCCAAAGAAGACCACCCCGAAGAAGACCACCACAUCAGUGGAAGAAACCCCCGAGAAGGCCACCCCAAAGAAGACCACCACGGCAGUGGAAGGAAUCCCCGAGAAGGAUGCGAAGGUGAUUGAGACUCCCGUCCCGAGCUCCCCUACGGAUUCCCUGACACCGAGUUCCACGUUGUCACGGGGCGUAAGCACCAACAGUCUGGACAGCAGAUCAAGCAAGGUUAAGAUCCACAAGUUUGACAAGUACUACCACCAGAUGAGGCGGUUCUGCAAGCCCACCAAUGGCGCGCCCAAGGCAUCCAAGGAAGCCCUGAAGCUUUGGCAUACCGAGGAUGGAAGUAGCUUGUCUACCGCCGAUAUCAUGCACACAUGUCAGCUGAAGAGCAGUUCGGGAGUUUUGGUGUGCAUGUGCAUCCUAGGGGAGAAGCUUCGUAAGCUGCUGAUCAAAGAGGGUUGCUUCAAGAAUGUUGAGCUGCACUUGGCCAAAUACAAGAGCCACGUCGAGAAGGAUGGCAGAGCUGGUCGAUGGGUGACCAAAGCUUACCUUAUGGAAAAAUACUCCUACACCCGGCAGAUGGCCGACAAUGCCUUCCAGUGGGCAGCGGCUCGCAAGCUGGUGCGUGUCAAUGACAUGCACAAAGUUGAAGAGGCCAAGCUGGUGUUGGAGGAAACUUUUGCUGUGGAGAACGAGACUGGUGACCGUUCCGAGCUUGUGGGCUCGGCCGAGCUGGAGGACGAAGAGAACUUCUUGCUGGAUGACAUGGACACACCGGCUGGGGUUCCAGGCACGGUGGACGUCGGCGAGUCGGCCAAGCUCGCCGAGGCAAGUGCAUCUGGCAACAGCAAGAUGGCUGACCAGAUGCAGACGAUCUUGACGAGCAUGAAUGCAAGCUAUCAGGCUUUGAGUGAGGUGGAAGCCGAGGUCCUAGUGGACACUGAGGGGAAGAACUUGGAAGCCAACAAACAGAAGAUCUUGAAUCUCUUCGUGAAGUGCACAAAAGCCGAUGCCAAGAGUGUGGUCCGGUUCGCAGCAGUUGCAUCCCGGAGGAUGCGGAAGCUAGGUGUCGUCGAUGCUGGCUUGGAACGCAUUGGGAACCUGGCCACCGGCAAGGACUAUCACAAUGCUGCUCGGAAUCUACAUAAUUUUCUGCAUUCGAGUGGACAAACUUUGCCGGUACGCAUCUCUUCUACCAGACUUACAAUCCGCCGGCCAAAGAAGGGUGGUGGUGAGUUUUCAACACACUAUCCCCUGAUCUACCUCUCGAGUUGGAUGCAAUGUAUCUUCGAACAUGGGGGAGAAUUUCUCUUGGGAGGCUGGACCACUGAUCAGUCCAAGGGUUACACUGCGAUGUUUGCACGAUUCUGGGAACGGUAUGAAUGCGUGAACCCAGAGCACCCGGUUUUUUUUGAGAAAACCCGGGAGCAGCGGAUGCAUUGCAUCCCCAUGGCAGUUCAUGGUGAUGAGGGGAGGGGCCUAGGCAAAAAUCCAGUGCUGGUGGAAAGCUAUCAGCCUGUUUUGCCGUGGAGUGGUGAAGACAACCUGAACAUGGCUGGGCAUAGCUAUACCACGAGACUACUGGCCUGCAUCCUGCCCUCACAGUGUUAUGCAAAGCGCGACAAAUCGGUGGAUGGCCUCCACAAGGCCCUGAGCAAGGACCUGACAGCCUGUUUUGAGAAAGGAGUUACCAUCGAGGUGAACGGACAGAUGAAAACUUUCUGCGUGGCUUUGGUCGGGGCCAAAGGCAUGGACAAGCCUGAGAUGAUACAACCUGACAUCAUGCAUUGUUACAAUCUUGGAUUCGGCAAGGACCUAGCAGCAUCAGGAGUCAUCGCCGUUACUGAUGCUGGUUUCUUCGGUGAAGGCUCCAUACCACUGCGACUCGAGAAGGCUUUCGUUGCCUUCAUGUCAUGGUGUGAAAACAAUGCUUAUACCAGCUCCAUCAAAGAGUUCGACCUCAAGAAAACUUUCAAGAUGAAGUCGCAACGGCGAUGGCCGGUGGGCUGUGGAAAGGCAUAUGAUGUCGCCUUGGAGGGUCUCUCUGAUUCCCUCGAGCUCCUGCAUUUUACGCUGGAGUCUGGGAAUCGCUUCUUUCGCACGAUCUACAAUCAAGGGGCAUGGAUACCGGUGGAAGUGGCGAGGACUGCCGUGCAGAAUGGUUACAAUCUGAUCGAAUGCUGA
Messenger RNA from Symbiodinium sp. CCMP2592, 2829 nucleotides. Lineage: Eukaryota; Dinophyceae; Suessiales; Symbiodiniaceae. The record is from the annotation of a GenBank genome assembly.